AUCCGCCGCCAUCUUUGGCAGUGGAGAGGUGUGCAGCAUCCUCACCGGUUCAUUGGCCCGUUUUCCUCGAACUUAGUUCAUCACAGAGACGGUGCAGCUCCAGCAUGGCGAACCGAAACCUGCAGCAUGCGAACAUGCAAAGCAGCAGCUCUCCACAGCCCCCGAAACGCGAGCCCGACUCCCCGGCUGCGGAGCAGUCGCCACCGGGGAACAAAGACAGCCCCGCGCCGCCGACUCCUCCGCAGCAGCCGCAGCAGCAGCAGGAGAAGUCCCCUGCGGCCGAGCCAGCGGAAAGAGACGGCGAGGGAAGCGGAGACAGACCCGCAGAGAUGACCCUGGACAUAACGAGCUUUCGGAAGCCCGGAGAGAAGACGUUCACCCAGAGGUGUCGCCUCUUCGUCGGGAACCUGCCGCUCGAUAUCCCGGAGGAGGAGUUCACGGACAUGUUCGCUAAAUACGGCAAAGUUAACGAGGUGUUCAUCAACAGGGAGCGGGGCUUCGGCUUCGUCCGCCUGGAAACCAGGACGUUGGCAGAGAUCGCUAAAGCUGAGCUGGACGGGACCAUUUUGAAUAAUCGCCCAAUCAGGAUCCGCUUUGCUACACAUGGUGCCGCUCUCACAGUCCGCAACCUGCUGCCAGCCGUGACGAAUGAGCUGUUGGAACAGGCGUUCUCUCAGUUUGGGCCAGUCGAACGAGCCAUUGUCGUGACAGAUGACCGUGGGCGUCCCACAGGGAGAGGCAUUGUGGAGUUUGCCAACAAAGCAGCUGCACGUAAAGCCCUGGAGCGCUGCACUGAGGGAGCACUGCUGCUGACCACAACGCCUUGUCCAGCCAUUGUGGAGCCCUCAGACCACUUUGAUGAUGAGGAAGGAUUCCCUGAGAAGCUGCUGCAGAAGACUCCACGUUACCACAAGGAACGGGAGCAGCUGCCACAUUUUGCCCAGCCCGGUACGUUUGAGUUUGAAUACUCGUCCCGCUGGAAAGCUCUUGAUGAGAUGGAGAAGCAGCAGAGAGAGCAGGUGGACAGGAACAUUAAAGAAGCCAAAGAGAAACUGGAGGCUGAGCUGGAGUCGGCCAAACAUGAGCAUCAGCUCAUGUUAAUGAGACAUGAUCUAAUGAGACGUCAGGAGGAGCUGAGGAGACUGGAGGAGCUUCGUAACCAGGAGCUGCAGAGACGAAAGCAGAUAGAUAUGAGACAUGAGGAGGAGAGGAGGAGGCGAGAGGAGGAGAUAAUGCGACACAGAGAACAGGAGGACCUGAGACGCCAACCAGAUGGCUUCAAACCAAACUACCUGGAUAAUAGAGAACAGGAAAUGAGAGUGGGUGAGCUGGGCCCUCGUGGAGCCAUUAAUAUGGGAGAUGGCUUUAACCAGGCCCCUGCAGGGCCCGGUGGUAACCAGGGUCAGAUGAUGGGCAUGAGUGGAAGGGGAGGAGCCAUUGGCGGAGAGGGAACUGCUAAUAUGGGCACACCAUUGAUGUCAGAGAAUGGAGCCAUGCGAAACGAUAGAUACCCGCAGGGUGGACCAAUGGGGGGCCGACCAGACGUGGAGUCCCCAAAACAACAACAGCAGCAGCAACAACAACAACAACAACAACAACAGCCACAGCAGCCAUUGGCCCCCCAAGUUGUACCAGCUCCAGGAUUUGGCAGGGGGAGUCCAGUAGGGGGAGUCUUUGAUGGGCCUAAUAACAAGCGCCGCAGAUACUAACUUGACAGUAUUUUCAUGGGACUUUUGAUACUGACCCUCUUCUUGUUUUGUUUUUUUACCUAGUUUUUGUUACUGUUCUCCCUCUCGCUUGGAUAUGUUCAAUUGAAAAGAGCAUUUUUUAAAAUCUGUUUUGUUUUUUGGAGGUCUAGUGUGUAGGGUUUAGGAGAUAUAUUGGCAGAUGUUGAAUAUAUAACAGUAAAUAUGUUCCCUUAGAAUAAACCAUUAAUAUCUACGAUGGUAGCAGGUUAACUUCCAUGGAGCCAUGUCUCUUUGGCUCUAGUUGCCCUGAACGGAGAAACAAAACACUGGCUUCAGACGGGGCCUUGUGAAAUUUGAGGACAGCUCCAGGCAGCUAUAUGUUCUCCUACACACUAAGUAGGGGAGGGGUCAGGCAUGGGAUAUUCAGUUGGUUGCAAUGUGCUACUUCACCACUAGCUAUCACUAAAUCCUACACACUGUACCUAUACGUUUUUCUGCAACAAAUGUUUUAUAGUACUAGUAGAAUUUGCAGGCAGAUAUUUUUGAAGUUGCUAUGGCUGCUGUUGUGCUGGAUAGACUUUAUGAAGCUGCCCUGUGGGAGCGUUGAACUGUUAAAAGAUAAAGAUUGGACUUUGUUUAACAUCAAGACCAGACUAAUGACGUUUAAAAAAAAAUGGUACUGGCAGUAAACCAUCUUAAAAAGCCAUAUAAUGCCUUACUUCAUUCUUGUUGGAUUUGGUUGUUGUCUCCCUGUAAACAUACUCGGAACUUAUUUAAUGUUGGAUCACAGUGGGGGAAAUGUGUGGCUUUAGUGCAACCUGUACUUGACGGUCAAGAGAAAUAAAUCAUUUGUAGGAAGUCUUGUGUCUUUGUGGUUUUAAAGACUUCUCCCUCCCAUUUACUAAACUCCCCUGUCAGGUUUGCAUGUUAGGUACAAUUGUUGACAAUAAAAUACAAUACAAAUAU
Molecule: messenger RNA, 2654 nt
Organism: Paralichthys olivaceus (Japanese flounder)
Lineage: Eukaryota; Metazoa; Chordata; Actinopteri; Pleuronectiformes; Paralichthyidae
Gene: pspc1
Product: paraspeckle component 1
Biological process (GO): regulation of DNA-templated transcription
Cellular component (GO): nucleus
Molecular function (GO): RNA binding
Source: RefSeq, a predicted model, not a curated record